CAAAUCAGUUUAACAGUUUCUCUCUCUAAAAAAUUGGAAUCUUUUAGUUUCUAUAUUUUUGUUCCGGACAAUAUUACCCCGAGCUCCCAAAUCAGGGACUUCGAUUCUAAUUUCUGACAAACUUCAAACCAGUAGUCAACCGAGUCGGAUAAAUGAAAGCGGUUAUUGGUCAACAGCAUGCUUAGCGAACGACCCUGACUGCGAAGUAGGAAUGGAUUUGGAAGAAGGAGUAGGCGAGUCGUCGUCUCCGCCGAGGGCCUUAGGCAGCGUCGGCGGUGGCGUAGGUGGAGCUAAAGACGUACGGACCAACGUGUACAACAAGCUGCUGCAGAUAGGUAAUGUGGAUGUGAUUAGCGACCGGGUUCUUCUCCGCGAGCAGCUGGACGCGCACUUCAAUAGCUUGCCUUACAGAUAUUUGCUGGAUAUAAAUAUGGAUAGAGUAGAAGACGUGCUCUUGCAUCAGGAUCUCCUUGCAAGGGCAAAGAAUCCUGAUAAGAGGCCUGUUUACCAUGUUCGAUUUCUAGAGUUGAGUGCUGGGACUACUAGAUUUGAUGAUACAACUGACCAACAAAUUUCAAAUCCAGCAUCCACUUCAAAGGUGCUUUACACAAUUGGUAAUGAAGCGAGUGGUCCUUCCCAUAGCAGACGAGAUAUUUCAUGCAUUCCAAUUCAUGAAGUAAUAUUUUCAACCUUAGACAAGCCAAAGCUUCUCAGUCAGCUCUCUGCGUUGCUUUCCGACAUUGAACUUAACAUCCGUGAGGCUCAUGUGUUUUCUACAAGUGACGGCUACUCUUUAUCUGUAUUUGCGGUGGAUGGAUGGCAUGUUGAGGAAUCAAAAGGAUUGCUUGAAGUGUUGGAGAAGGCAAUUGAUAGAAGGAAGGAGUGGUUUUCUGUAUCUGCAUGUGAUCAAUCUUAUAUAGAGAAAGCUAUUUGCAUUAAAGAAGAAUGUGGAGAUUGGGUAAUUGACAGAAGUUCGCUGGAGAUAGUGGAACGGAUAACAAGUGGAUCCGGUUGUGUUUUGUAUCAUGGCAUAUAUCAUGGUGUUGAAGUUGCAGUGAAGGUUCCUAUAUCUAAGGAUUUAAAUCAGGAACUGGUAAAUCAAUUUGCACAAGAAGCUAAUAUUUUAAGGCAGUUACAACAUAAAAAUGUUGUCAGAUUCAUUGGUUCCUGCUUCAAAUCUCCUCAGUUGUGGAUUGUCACGGAGUAUAUGCCCGGUGGCAGCUUGUAUGACUACUUGCGUAAGUGCCAUACUGUUUUGAAGCUCUCACAACUGUUGAGGUUUGCAAUUGAUAUCUCAGAAGGAAUGGAGUACCUGCAUCAAAAUAACAUAAUUCAUAGAGAUCUGAAGACAUUAAAUUUGCUCAUGGAUGCACAAAAUGUUGUGAAAGUGGCAGAUUUCGGCCUUGCUCGGUUUCUUAAUAAAGAGGGUGUUAUGACAGCUGAGACUGGAACAUAUAAAUGGAUGGCACCUGAGGUCAUGACACAUAAGCCAUAUGAUCAGAGUGCGGAUGUAUUCAGCUUUGCAAUUGUCCUUUGGGAGCUUUUAACAGCCCAGGUACCGUAUGGCAAAAUGCUUCCUGUAUCAGCAGCCUUGAAUGUCACAAAGGGUCAUAGACCAGAAUGUCCAAAUAACACACACCCAAAGCUGCUCGGUUUGAUACAUAGAUGUUGGGAAACAGUUCCUGAAAAGCGACCCUCCUUCUCUGAGAUAAGAGCAGAACUUGAAGAACUCCUACAUGAAGUUGAUAAAACAGUGGAUGACACAGGUGUAUCAAAGGAAGGAUGACUGCGCUCAAUUAAUGGUUCCACUUCAUAUUGCAUCUUGACAGUACUUAACACAUGGAAGUUUGUAUAUUUGGAAUGUUGGAUGAAAGAUAAUCUGUCUUUUCCCCCUUUCCCUAGACUGAAACACGACAGCAUUAAUUGUAGUCAGUAAGUAAUGAGGUCACAAAUAGCAUGAUUUUAGUGCUGACGCACCACAAAGAGAGUAUAGGCACCUUUAGGACUAGGUCUGUCCGCGGUUUGAACCAGAUCCGAAUAGCUGGUUUCCAGUUUCGAAAAUCCCCCAACCUGACCAAAAACCACACGUAGCGGUUCUAGUACAGUUCCAGUGGUUCUUGUUUUGGUUCUGGUCCAGUUCAGUAGCUUUUUUUUUUUUUGCCUUCUAAAUAUUUGCUCCAUCUGUAAUUUUCCUCCGGAAUUCCGGAUAUUUGGCCUAUCCUAUGAAUUACUCCGUAUAUAGUAAGUUGCCAAUCACUUUAAAUUUGGUCUCAUAAAGAGUGGAGUAAUUAAUGGGUGAAGCAUAAGGAGGAAGCGGUCUGAAAGUUUUGGUCCAUUCUUCUCCAGGACCUCUACUCACUUUAUAUCCACAUGACCACAUAAGGAGUAAGCAGGAGGGACACAGAGCAGCUGCAGGCACUUGUAGAGAUCAGGAGACCCGCGCAUGUUGUUUUGAACUCCUAAAUUCUGGUUUGUAACCGGAACCGUUCGAAAAUGAACUGGAAUCAGCAGUUCCUGGUUCCAACUUUGUAAAAAACAGAACCACCCCUAUAAACCACAGGUCAUAAAACCGUGACCUUUAUUGGAUUUUGAUUUUGGUUCAGUUAAAAACCCCUGCUUCUGGUUAAAGUGGAAACCGGAAUAGGUCUACUUAAGACUUUUGGAGUUGGGACUACUAUGGAAAAUAUAUUACAGUAUGUGCUAAGAAAGUCUAAUAUGUUAAUAGUUUUCUAUAUCAAAAGAUUACGCUCAUAGUAAUAUUAAUAUUGAUUACGAACGUUUCUUUGGUUUAUAUUCUUAUCUUUUUUUUUUACAUUCCAGAAAUUCCAAUUCGUUCAUCAAUUUAAGUCAAACUUACCUGCAAAAUGGGCUCAAGAUUAGAGAAAACAUGGAUGCACAAUAGUGUGUGUGUAUAUACUUGGAUUAGUUGUAUAUGUAUGUAAAUAACUGGUGUUUUGCCCACCUGGCCACCUGGGCACUGCCCCAGAGUAGUGUUUAUAAUUUAAUGUUCAUAUUUGACUUUAUGGUAUAAUUAUAAAUUGUUCUUAAUUUUGGUGAAUAUAUGUAAUUUGGGUAAAUGAUUUAAUUUGCGAAAGCUUCUU
This is a messenger RNA of Cuscuta epithymum, 3101 nucleotides long. The record is from the annotation of a GenBank genome assembly. NCBI's taxonomy places the organism in Eukaryota, Viridiplantae, Streptophyta, Magnoliopsida, Solanales, Convolvulaceae.